This is a messenger RNA of Etheostoma cragini (Arkansas darter), 1444 nucleotides long. Its product is annotated as claudin-14-like. The record is from RefSeq and is a predicted model, not a curated record. Gene Ontology annotation, biological process: cell adhesion; bicellular tight junction assembly. NCBI's taxonomy places the organism in Eukaryota, Metazoa, Chordata, Actinopteri, Perciformes, Percidae. The transcript is spliced from 3 exons. Gene Ontology annotation, cellular component: plasma membrane; bicellular tight junction. Bases 135 to 875 code for a protein of 246 amino acids. Gene Ontology annotation, molecular function: structural molecule activity.
GCAGCAUCAAUGAGUGAUGAAUCAGUGCCAAUGGUCCUAUUUCUCUGGAAGUGUACCGUCUGGACACCUGUGACCAUGGCUCUCUAGUCCUCGUGUGACCUUGUUGUUUGAGCAUCUGUCCGAGUUGGCAAAUCAUGGCCAGCAUGGUGGUCCAACUCCUUGGCUUCUUCUUGGGGCUGUUGGGGUUUGCAGGAACUGUUGUUGCAACUCUGCUCCCCCACUGGCGCAGCACAGCCUACAUGAGCUCCAACAUCACCACCGCCAACGCCUAUAUGAAAGGCCUGUGGAUGGAGUGUGUAUGGCACAGUACCGGCAUUUACCAAUGUGAGCUGUACAGAUCUCUACUCGCACUGCCACGCGACCUGCAGGCUGCCCGGGCGCUCAUGGUGCUUUCCUGCGUCACAUCUGUCCUGGCAUCUCUGCUGUCUGUGUUGGGGAUGAAGUGUACCCGCUUCGCCCGUGACUCGUUAAUCAAGUCUCCCCUGCUGCUAAGUGGGGGGGUUUGCUUUCUCUGUGCGGGCCUGCUCUGCCUGAUCACCGUGUCUUGGACCACUAACGAUGUCAUCAUGGAUUUCUACGACCCCUUCCUUCCCAGCGGCCUGAGGUAUGAGAUCGGCUUGGCCGUGUACCUCGGUUACGCAUCAGCCUGCCUUAGUCUGACUGGAGGAUUGGUGCUCUGCUGGAGCAGCAGUGUUGGCAGGUCACAGAGGCCCCGCCAUAUGCAGAGAAAUCAACCAUUAUCACCUUUCCCUGCCUUCAACAACAUAUACCCUCCUGCCCCACUCUACAAGCCCCCCGAGGCCCUGAAGGACAGUCAUGCUCCUUCCCUUUGCUCCCUUUCCAGCAGUGGCUAUAGGCUCAAUAACUACGUCUAACUCUAGGAAACCCAAAAACUGCAAAACCAUGGGGCUAUUAUGGAUGAAAAAGAUACUGCAUAGACCAAAACAGUCAACUAAAAAUGUCUCCAAUAAUUGUUAAUAUAUCCUAACAAGUAUUUAGCCUCCUCUGUACCAUAAUAGAAGUUAAAAAAAACAAUCUUUUACAUCACCAUGUUUGACCAAAAAUCUGAUUUUUAAAGGAUUUCACAAUUUGACACACUGCUCAGGCUUUCCUCUAACUUCAACAGGACCGGGCCUGAAAACCUAACAAAACGUACAGUGUGUGAGAAACAACAGAGACCUCAAACCUGUUGACCUCCUGCUAUGUACCUGAAGGACCAGAAGGUGGCAAUAUUUUACUGCAGAUUGACUCAGAAGAGACUGUAAACAUACUGUAAGACACAUGUUUAUGGAUCUGCUGUUUUUCUGUCACUUCCUUGCCGUAGCCUACUUUCUAGUUGGGGUUAAUUUUUUCUCAAAGCCAAUUCAAAUAUAAUAUUUAUUUUAAAGGGUAAUGGAUGAUACCUUAAGUCAGUAUUCAGUAUUUCCAUGCCAAAAAAAAUAAA